This is a messenger RNA of Entelurus aequoreus (snake pipefish), 5802 nucleotides long. RefSeq names its product macoilin 1a (gene maco1a). The record is from RefSeq and is a predicted model, not a curated record. NCBI's taxonomy places the organism in Eukaryota, Metazoa, Chordata, Actinopteri, Syngnathiformes, Syngnathidae. The coding region runs from base 121 to 2136 and encodes 671 amino acids. Gene Ontology annotation, cellular component: rough endoplasmic reticulum membrane. Gene Ontology annotation, biological process: neuronal signal transduction. The transcript is spliced from 11 exons.
CUUUAACAACAACAAUGGUGGCUAAUCGAAGACGUGUUUGGUGUUGUUUCGCCGUGCGCGGAUGACUGCCCCCUGCUCCACUUACCACACGGACCGGACGGGCGAAUCUUCGGGGGGAGGAUGAAGCGGCGCAAUGCGGACUGCAGCAAACUCAGACGGCCGUUAAAACGGAACCGAAUCACGGAGGGUAUAUAUAGCAGUACAUUUCUGUAUCUGAAGUUCCUGGUCGUGUGGGUGUUGGUUCUGCUGGCUGACUUUGUGCUGGAGUUCAGGUUCGAGUACCUGUGGCCCUUCUGGCUUUUUCUCCGCAGCGUCUACGAUUCCUACAGAUAUCAAGGACUGGCGUUCUCGUUCUUCUUCGUAUUUGUGGCGUUGACAUCAGACAUCAUCUGCCUCCUCCUCAUCCCCGUUCAGUGGCUCUUCUUUGCUGCCAGCACUUAUGUGUGGGUCCAGUAUGUGUGGCACACAGAGAGAGGAGUGUGUCUCCCCACUGUAUCGCUGUGGAUCCUGUUUGUUUACAUCGAAGCUGCCAUCCGCUUUAAAGAUCUGAAGAACUUUCACGUUGACUUGUGUCGACCUUUUGCUGCUCACUGCAUUGGCUACCCGGUUGUUACUCUGGGCUUCGGCUUCAAGAGCUACGUGAGCUACAAGAUGCGCCUGAGGAAGCAGAAGGAGGUGCAGAAGGAGAAUGACUUCUACAUGGAGCUGCUGCAACAGGCGCUACCUCCAGAGCAGCAGAUGCUCCAGCGACAAGAGAGGGAGGCAGAGGAGGCCAAAGGGAUUUCAGAGGCAGAACCCUUAGUAAUAUCCCAGAACGGGGGCCCUCCCGGUAAGAAAAGCUCCUCAGUGCCAUUGCCAGAGCUGGAGUAUCGGGAGAAAGGGAAGGACAGCACCGCAAAAGAGCGGGAAAGCAAAAAGCAAAACAGCCUGGGAAUCAAUAACAACAACAUUCUACACUCACUGGACUCCAAACUACAGGAGACGGAAUAUAUUGAGAACUUCAUCAGGGCAAAGAAACUUAGUAACGACGUGGCGGCAGACAGCGAGGCCCCUGCACACGCUGCUUCCAAAGAGGAAGCGGCGGGAAGCGGCAAGAACUGCAAAAAUGCUUCCGGGGGCGGCGUCUCCAACUCCCCUCCCAGGAAUCACAGCUUCAGCAACGGCAGCGUUCAGACGGCUUCCUCGGCCAGCAAGAAUGAGAAGAAGCAGAAAGGAGGGAGCGGGAAAAGUCAGAGGGAUCCUGUGGAGAACUGCAUCCCCAACAACCAGCUGGGAAAACUGGAUGCUUUAGUCCGGCUGGAGCAGGACGUGAAGCGCCUGAAGGCGGACCUCCAGGCCAACAGACAGCUAGAGUCGGACCUGCGGUGUCAGCUGUCCUCGCUCAGCAGCCAAGACCGCAACCUGCGCUCCGAGCUGGGCCAGCUCCGUCAGGACAACGAUCUGCUCCAGAACAAGCUCCACGGCGCCGUGCAGGCCAAGCAGAAAGAUAAGCAGACCAUCUCCCAGCUGGAGAAGAGGCUAAAAGCCGAGCAGGAGGCUCGCAUCCUGGCUGAAAAACAGCUGGCUGACGAGAGGAAGAGGAAGAAGAUGGAGGAGGCCACGGCUGCCAGGGCGGUGGCUUUGGCCGCAGCUACAAGAGUGGAGUCCAACGAUUCGCUGCGUGGUCGGAUUCGAGAGCUGGAGACGGAGUGCAAGAAGCUCAGCAUGGACAUGAAACUCAAGGAGGAGCAGAUUCGGGAUCUGGAGGGCAAGUGUCAGGAGUUGCGCAAGUACAAGGAGAACGAGAAGGACACGGAGGUUCUGAUGUCGGCGCUGUCCGCCAUGCAGGAGAAGACUCAGCACCUGGAGAACAGCCUGAGUGCAGAGACCAGGAUCAAGCUGGAUCUCUUCUCCGCACUGGGAGACGCCAAGAGGCAGCUGGAGAUAGCACAAGGCCAGAUCCACCAGAGGGAGCAAGAGAUCGCCGAGCUGAAGCAGAAGAUAGCGGAGGUGAUGGCGGUGAUGCCCAGCCUCUCCUACUCGUCAGACGGCAGCAACCUCAGCCCCGUCACGCCGCACUACUCCUCCAAGUUCAUGGACAAUAGUCCCUCCUCCCUGGACCCCAACGCCUCCGUCUACCAGCCCCUCAAAAAAUGACUCAAUCCAUUUUUUGGAGUUCAAUCUCUCGGUUUCAGUUGGGGUCUCCCCCGAGUUUACAAACUCCUGACAGUGUUUGCACUCUGAAGGACACAAAUAUACAUAUCUGCUGGGGGUCGUGACCUUCACUUUCAGUCAGAGGAGGAAAGAAAGAGCCAUCGUGUGUCAAUCUUCUUUUCCCAGAACAGGCAUUAUUACCUUCUUCACCAAGUGAGAAUGUAAGCAGCACUCAUGCUUUCUUAGUGUAGAGCACUGAUCUUCUCACAAUAUGCACUUCCCCUCACAACCAGGCUUAUUUGCCAAAACCACCAACACCAAAUUACAACCCCUCAUAUAUUCAAUGAACUAUUUGCAGAUUUUGCAGUGCCUUGCAUAAAAUCCUGCAGUUUCUCCUCCAAUAAGGUUGUUUUUGCAGCAAAAACAAAGCUGUGAUUGUCUCACGCCCAACAGUUUACAUCAUGUACAGUACAGGCCAAUAUAGUGUGGACACUAUGACUAUUUACAUUGUAGAUUGUCACAUCAAAACUAUGAAUGAACACAUAUGUACUUAAACAACUGACAACAUGUUUUAUAUUCUACUUUCUUCAAAAUAGCCACCCUUUGCUCUGAAUUACUGCUUUGCACACUCUUGGCAUUCUCUCCAUGAGCUUUAGGAGGUAGUCACCUGAAAUGAAGCUCAUAGAGAUAAAGUUAAAGUUCAAGUAGCAAUGAUUGUCACACACACACACACACACACACGAGGUGUGGCGAAAUUAUUCUCUGCAUUUGACCCAUCACCCUUGAUCACCUCCUGGGAGGUGAGGGGAGCAGUGAGCAGCAGCGGUGGCCGCGCCCGGGAAUCAUUUUUGGUGAUUUAACCCCCAAUUCCAACCGUUGAUGCUGAGUGCCAAGCAUUGAGGUAAUGGCUCCUAUUUUUAUAGUCUUUGGUAUGACUCGGCCAGGGUUUGAACUCACAACCUACCCAUCUCAGGGCGGACACUCUAACCACUAGGCCACUGAGUAGAUACGCAGAUACGUUGCAAAAUAAGCUAUUCACGCAAAAAUAUUUUGUAAAUGUAUUAACAAACCUUAAUUGUUUCCAAACAGUGCCUAAAAAAACGGCUGCUCAAACAAAACAGAAGUCAUCUUCAUGUACCCACUGGCUGUGGACGCUAGCUCUCCAAUCAGCUAAACAGACUCAAUAACUCCACGGUGACGUUUUGGUGAAUUUACUGAGGAAUUUGUGGAACUGAAACAAUACAAAACGCUCAUGGAGAGAAUGCCAAGAGUGUGCAAAGCAGUAAUGUUAGCAUGUAAGCGAACUAUCCAUUAGGCCAUAGUUUUAUGAACGUGUGGGUAUUAGUCACGGUUUUCGAUUGUUUUAAUUUAAUACGGUAAUACUAACCUAGUGUUUUGUGUUGAAUAGUUUAAACUCAAGCAGAGACACUAAAGAGGUGUGUUAUUGUUUGUGCUGUGGCGCCUUUUUUGGUACGAGUUGCGGGUUGAAAACGUACUUACUGUUUGAAUGCCUUAAACUGGAAGUAAAACUGUCCAUAGCGAAACUGCUCAAAAAGACUCUUCAGACAUAACUACAAUACAACCUAAAAACAAAUAAGACUUACUGAACUGCCUGUAGGAGUGUUUUCAUGCAUAGAAUAGAAUAGAAAGUACUUUAUUGAUCCCUGGGGGAAAUUCAGCACCACAGUUCGCUCACAAUAGACAAUAAACACUUAGGUAUUUUUUACAUGUGAAUAAUAUUAAUACAGUCUAUUAUACAGCAUUAUUCACAUGUGAAUAAUAUAAAUACAGUCUAUUAUACAGCAUUAUUCACAUGUGAAUAACAUAAAUACAGUCUAUUAUACAGCAUUAUUCACAUGUGAAUAAUAUAAAUACAGUCUAUUAUACAGCAUUAUUCACAUGUGAAUAAUAUAAAUACAGUCUAUUAUACAGCAUUAUUCACAUGUGAAUAAUAUAAAUACAGUCUAUUAUACAGCAUUAUUCACAUGUGAAUAAUAUACAUGUAUUAUACAUAUAUUCUACAUUUAAGUACAGUCAAGCUUCCGCAGCUAGUGGGUCCAUGACCAUGACUUCUGUUUUGUACGAUCAUCCGUUUUACUGCCGUUUUUCUAGACCCUGUUUGGAAACAGUUAAGGUUUGUUGAUACAUUUGCAAAAUAUUUUUGUGUAAAUAGCUUAUUUCACGAUGUACAUAUCUGCGGCUUAUAAUCCGGUGCGGCUAACGUAUAGAAAAAUGUUUUUUUUCUUUUAAAAUUUAGUGGGUGCGGCUUAUAUAGUCCAGAAAAUACGGUACAUAUUGCGCAAGUGACAGACCCAACAAAGCACACCUGUGACGUGAAAACUAUCUCUUGAAGCUCAUGAAGAGAAUGCUAAGAGUGUGCAAAGCAGUAAUCAGAGCAAAGGGUGGCUAUUUUGAAGAAACUAGAAUAUAAAACAUGUUUUCAGUUAUUUUUGGUUAAGUACAUUACUCCACAUGUGUUCAUUCAUAGUUCUGAUGUGACAAUGUAAAUAGUCAUGGAAAUAAAGGUUUGGUCUGUACUGCACGAGAACUUCCAGAAGAAUGUUUCUUUGCUGAAGUGCCAAGUGUCACCAUGUGUUCUCCAUUCCUCAAGUGAUGUAGUUUUCAUUUGCACAGCGGGUGCUGUUGACUUGUUGGUGACUAGAACGUAUUAGACGGUGUUGUGUUUACAAGGCUGACUGCGAUGAAGCGGCGGGUUGUCACUUUUGCAUUGUGUUGGGUUUUUUUUUUAUCCACCUAUUUAUUUGUGACUGGAUCUAAUCAGUGUUUCAUUAUCUCUCACCAUGCUGACUUGCUUUAAUUGUAUGUUGGGUUUUUUUUUCAAACCAUGGAAGGAUUCUGUGAAUGUGAACCAUUUGAUUCUGUUUGUGCUCUUAACCUGUGGAACACUGUUGUAGUGAAUCGUUUUUGACAUUGUGACUUUUCGGUGGUGAAGAAAGACAAAAAAAGAAGGGAAUGAAAGAGUGAAAGGUGAUUUGUGUUUUCAUUGUUGUCUUCCCAGGUUGCAUUUUGACACUUUUCGUUUGGCCCAUGGCUGGAAAAGUUGCCGGAGGCGCCAAUAUAUGCUUUAUUAUUUAAAUCGGUGGUUCUUAACCAUAGGGCCGGGGCCGCCAAAAAUAUAAUCACAGUUGCGGGCCGCAGCGUACUUGGUUGUAAUACACUUGUCCACCACUUGUGGCAGUAAUGACAACAUCAAACAGAAGAAGUCUGGAGCUUAAGUCAAAGUUUAAAACCUCUUAAGGCCCAAGCUGUUUGUUUACAUCCUUUUUUUUUUAUUUCUCUUUGCUAUUUGGGCUUUUUGGACCUUAAUUAGAAUAAAAACUAAGAAUCAUCUUUAGAUAUGAUGUACUUAUUAGUCCAUAAGUAACAAACGUGUACUUCAUGUUUAGUGACAUGCUAAUUCUUAUUUUUACACUUUUUCCCCCCCAAAUUCCAUUGUAUGUUAUACUCUUCUGACACCACCAGAUGGCAGUAUAAGUGUCCACAUAAGCGGCCAUAAGACCCCAAUUCAGUAGUGUACACAAUUUUGGAAAUAAGAGCUAAAAGGUGCUGUCCACACAUGUAGCCACUAAGCCUUUAGAGGUUUUAAGCGCAAAAAAUAUGACUAAAGUGGUCAAGCUGUAUUUUUAUUUGCAGUUUAUUAAAAAAAAC